Molecule: messenger RNA, 710 nt
Organism: Myodes glareolus (Bank vole)
Lineage: Eukaryota; Metazoa; Chordata; Mammalia; Rodentia; Cricetidae
Source: RefSeq, a predicted model, not a curated record
CCAGCCACACAGCACAGUCGCGCUCACUCCCACCGGCGCGCACUCUCCCGCGGUCCCUCGCCGGGUCCCCGGGUCAUCGGGCCCUGGAAUCCACCGGCGCCGACUGACUCCUUCGCCAACCCCGGGAGCCCGUGCACCGAGCGCGCCGCGCCCGCCCCCCUCGCGCCCCCCACGCGCUCCCGGCUGAGGGGGAAAAGCUCCUCCGCGUGCCCGCAAGGGGCUAUGCCAUUUGGACAUGUAAUUGUCUGCGCGGGAUCUGAGACUUGCCCAAAAUGAAGCUGGCGACGGGACUGUGGGUCUGGGGGAGCCUUCUGGUGGCAACGGGGACCGUCCAGCCCAGCGCUUCGCAGUCAGUGUGCGCAGGAACAGAGAAUAAACUGAGCUCUCUCUCUGACCUGGAACAGCAGUACCGAGCCUUGCGCAAAUACUAUGAAAACUGUGAGGUAGUCAUGGGCAACCUGGAGAUCACCAGCAUCGAGCACAACCGGGACCUCUCCUUCCUGCGGUCUAUCCGAGAAGUCACAGGCUACGUCCUGGUGGCCCUCAACCAGUUUCGAUAUCUUCCUCUGGAGAAUUUACGCAUAAUUCGUGGAACAAAGCUGUAUGAAGAUCGCUACGCCUUAGCGAUAUUCCUAAACUACAGAAAAGAUGGCAACUUUGGACUUCAAGAACUUGGAUUGAAGAACCUGACCGAGGAUCACCGAGUUUAG